GGCGUUGCGAGCUGUCAACUCUCCAACAACAUUCGUCCUUGACAAUCCGCAUAGUGAUAUUCCGACUGCCAGGAAACUCGCGAAAAUGGCCGCCACGACUACUCUCGAUGAGGUGAACAAGGAACUGCGCGCCAUCAUCACAAACCUCUACAUGGUCCUCUGCCAAGCGCACGAGUAUCAAGGCCCAAAUACAAAUCAGGCAUUACAGAGAGAGAUGAAAGAUCUACUGCAGAACCUCAAGAAUCUCUCGCAAAAGGCACAGCUACUCCCCACGCAUGUGCCGAAAGACAUUAUUGAUUAUGUCGAGUUGGCACGUAAUCCAGACGUCUACACUCGUGAGUUUGUCGAGGUGGUCAUGCGUCACAAUCAGGAACAGAAAGGACGGAAUGAAGCGUAUGGCGAUUUCCAUGACAUUCUGGCGCAAACCAUUAUUACUGGCAUUCCGGAUAUGGCAGAAGACGUGAAGAAGGUUGCUGCAGCAUCUGGCAGACCGGUCAACUAGAGCGCGACUGCUUGGUUCUUAUCCAGACUAUCAUUGGCGAGCACCAACCAGGAGCUCUUGGUCUUCUCUGUGCGAAUAGAGGAAGCUGCGAUCACACCCGAGCCAGUCGAACGUCUCAGGAGCAUCGCAAUCGCCGCUUUGCAGCUUCUUCAACACCCAGAAACGAAACGGCAUUCCAGUACCUCGGUGAGUAGACACCCGACGGUACUGAACAAUGUCCAAGGGGUUCACUUCGACCCCCAUAUUGGACCUGGCCAAUAUAUCUAUCCACAUCUUCCACCAUCGGUGUGGCCGUCACAUAUCCGACGUGGAACAAAGCGCAACAGCGACGCUCAGAAGGUCUUACUGCCGCAGAACAACAGCAUAUGGAAGAAGGAACAUCGCCCGUCGAGUACAGAACCAUCUGCAGAGAAGCCCAGACCUUCGCCAGAGCCUUUAUCUCCUCCGUCCAAUGCAGACCAAAGGUCGUUCAAGGCUAGCAAAAAGAUCUCAGAAGCUGGAGCGCAAGAGCUCAGCAGAGCACGAGAACCUCGUACUCGCAGAGGCGUACUAGAGCCCCCAGUUGUGGGGAAAAGCAAGAACCACGAUCGCGAGGUGCAGUGAGCGGCCAGACAUUGCUAGCUGCGCUACAACGACCACAUUCAAGCAUGAAUUUGUCUCGUACCCAGUCACAACCAGCCCUAAGUAACGUACAAUUCCUCCAGUAAACACAGUUUUACCCACGCUCUAAUCCCAG
Molecule: messenger RNA, 1238 nt
Organism: Cercospora beticola
Lineage: Eukaryota; Fungi; Ascomycota; Dothideomycetes; Mycosphaerellales; Mycosphaerellaceae
Gene: NUT2
Product: mediator complex subunit NUT2
Biological process (GO): regulation of transcription by RNA polymerase II
Cellular component (GO): mediator complex
Molecular function (GO): transcription coregulator activity
Source: RefSeq, a predicted model, not a curated record